Nicrophorus vespilloides is the source of this 2118-nucleotide messenger RNA. RefSeq names its product allergen Cr-PI-like. NCBI's taxonomy places the organism in Eukaryota, Metazoa, Arthropoda, Insecta, Coleoptera, Silphidae. The coding region runs from base 125 to 2113 and encodes 662 amino acids. The record is from RefSeq and is a predicted model, not a curated record. The transcript is spliced from 2 exons.
GUAACUUUAGGUGAGUGAUAAAGAUGAUACGGAUGCACUAGGUCAUUUGAUUAUUUACGUUUUUUGGAGUAUAUAAGAUGCACGUUUGCAGCAGACUCAGUGCAAAUCCUGAAGAAUCAUCAGCAUGAGUGGGGUACAACAAUACAAAGUUGCUGACAAAGUCUUCCUGGAGAAGCAAAGGGAGAUUCUCCGUCUUUUCCAACACGUGCACCAACCCACCUACUUCAAGGAUUUGAUCGAACUUGCAAAGACUUUCAAGUUCGAGGGACACUGGGAUCAAUGGACAAAGACCGAGUACGCUCAACAAUUCUGGCAAUACUACAAUGAGGAAGAUUUCUUGAAGCAGGAUGAGAUCUUCUCCGUCUUCCAUCCGGAGCACUUGAAGCAAGCCGUCGCUCUCUUCAAGGUGUUCUUCUAUGCUAAAGAUUUCGCUACUUUCUACAAGUGCGCUGUUUGGGCUCGUCAACACGUCAAUCCUGGCAUGUUUGUCUAUGCUCUUUCCGUUGCUGUCUUCCACUGCAAGCACACCGAAGGAAUUAUUUUACCACCAAUCUACGAAAUCUUCCCUCACUACUUCUUCACCAGCGAAGUCAUCACCAAGGCUAAGCAGUACAAGGAAGAGAUGAAGAAGAAAUCAGAUUUCAUCGUUCACGCCGAAUACACCAAGUACGAAGAGGAAUACCUGAGCUAUUUCACUGAAGAUAUUGGCGUUAACGCUUAUUACUAUUACAUGAACAUCUUCACGCCUUUCUGGUUGGAGCGCGAAUUCUCCAAAUACGAAGAUAUUCACUACGGUGAAUGGUUCCACUAUUACCACAACCAAAUCUUGGCUCGUUACUACUUGGAACGCUUAGCCAACGGCAAAGGUCAAAUUCCAACCGUCGAGUACGCAGAACCAACCAAGUUCGGUUACUAUCCAUCUCUCACUUACUUCAACGGUAAACCGUUCCCAUCCAGGCCGAAGAACGUGCAACUCAACUUCGACUACGAAGAUCAAGAAACUCACACGCUUAAGCACUAUUCCAUUAACUGCCAUAGCAAAGUCGAAGAUUACGAAAUGCGGAUCCGCGAUGCCAUCGACAUGGGUUGGGUGUACACUCCAGAAGGUAAAAUCGUCUACCUGUAUACCGAGGAAGGUUUUGAUACGCUCGGAAGGAUCGUGGAAUGCCAACCCGAGUCUCCAAAUGUCCGUUUCUACGGUUACCUGCAGAUGGUCACCCGUCAUCUUCUUGGAUACUCGCACAACGCUCUCGCUCCGUCCGUCUUGGAACAUUUCGAGACUUCGAUGCGCGACCCGAUGUUCUACCAAUUCUGCAAGAAGAUGAUGUACUUCUUCCACAGACAUCAACAUCAUAUGGGACCACACGAGAGGCAUCAUCUCCACUUCCAAGGCGUCAAGAUCGACGACUUCCAAGUCGAUCAUCUGGUGACGUUCUUUGAUGAACACUGCACCGACAUCAGCAACGCUCUCACCGUCGACGAGGAAGAAUUUACAGAACAAUCCUGCGAUGUUCAAGCUCGGCAAUUCCGUUUGAACCAUAAACCGUACAACUACAAGAUCCACGUGUCCAGCGACAAAUCCGUGGAUGCUUUCGUCAAGGUUUUCAUCGGCCCCAAACACGAUGAGUUCGGACACGAAAUGCAAAUGAAGCAUAACUACAUGAACUUCUACGAAUUGGACAGGUUCAAGUGCACUUUGAAAUCCGGACAGAACGUCAUCGAGCGUAACUCACGCGAAACCCCGAACUUCAUCACCGAGCAAUACUCUUUCAAGACUCUGUACAACCAAGUGGAUCAAGCUUUGAACGGAGGCGAAUCCUUCAAGGUCUACCAUCCUCAAGUCUAUUACAACUUCCCGCAGAGGUUGAUGCUCCCCAAGGGCACCGUCUCUGGCAAGUCUUACCAAUUCUUCGUCGUGGUGACCGACUACCAAUCUACCAACGAUUUGUACGCUGAAUGCCUGGUUGACACUCACUAUCCAGUGAGUUAUCCAUUGGACAGACCAAUUGAAUGCGAGAAGGAAUUCUUUGUUCCAAACUUCUUUACCAAGGACGUCAAGGUCUACCACGAAGAACACCAGGAAGUCGAGAAGAUGUUGUACAAGAAACAUUAAAUAGC